Molecule: messenger RNA, 255 nt
Organism: Cooperia oncophora
Lineage: Eukaryota; Metazoa; Nematoda; Chromadorea; Rhabditida; Trichostrongylidae
Source: the annotation of a GenBank genome assembly
AUGAUAUGGAGGAUUUCUGAUAGCAAACAUGCACUGAAGCUUCGAGGUCACCAACGUGUUGUUAACGGAGUCUCAUGGAAUCCAAAACAUCCCAGCAUGCUCGCGAGUUGCUCGCAGGAUGCAACAGUGCGCAUCUGGAAUAUUGCCCGCAACGACCUUCUCGUGGAGCCAUCUUCAUUGCAAAGGAAAGGCUACAAAAGGAAAACGGGUAAGAAGUCGAAGGACCCGAAGAAGAGAAUUGAGGAUAAUGCGUGA